Puccinia graminis f. sp. tritici CRL 75-36-700-3 is the source of this 1012-nucleotide messenger RNA. RefSeq lists its product as uncharacterized. NCBI's taxonomy places the organism in Eukaryota, Fungi, Basidiomycota, Pucciniomycetes, Pucciniales, Pucciniaceae. The transcript has 6 exons. The coding region runs from base 304 to 873 and encodes 189 amino acids. The record is from RefSeq and is a predicted model, not a curated record.
GUUUUUCUGGAAAGAAAAUUCCAUCAUAUAUCUCCAAGAUUGUAUCCUUUACAAAUUUCAGAUGUACACCACACCAUUCAUUAUUCUUUAGCGUAUUGGUCUUAGGUUAUAUUUGGUAGAUCCGUUUUUGAAUCUUUCCCCUCUCAUUCCACACGCGCGUAGCUUCAUCACUAACACAUUUCACAAAAAGGCCACUUACAUUCAUUGAAUCGUUGGAUCAAAGAAGGAAUUGGGAAACUAAUUUCAUUUCUUAUCGAUUAUCUAUCAAAAAUUCAUCGUCGCGUGCGAUAACCCGAGAUUAAAAUGGCAAAUGAAUUUCCAAGGUUCAAUAUCCUGCAACACCUGGCGCGCGGCAUACGACUAGAUGAAGGGAGGUUCCCUGGGGGAACAGGUCAAACCCCCGUCAUGCCAUGUCUCGUAGCGAGAGGGGAAGUUCCGGAUGGGUUUGACACAAAUAGUGUUCCCUUCGAGCAAUAUGAAUGUACCCUUCAGCUGUACGACAGCACGGGGGCAGUCCGACUUCCAGACACGCUAAUGUUUCGAUUACAGCCGGUCAGGUGUCAAUUUGUUCCCUCCAUGGAGGAUCCAAACCAAAUUGAUCCACUCUUUGUUUUCCAAGAAAUCAUGAUCCGAGACUGUGGAGUCUUUCGGCUACGCGUCAUCCUAUACGAGAUUGGACAAACUAGAGUGAUUGCGACCACUAUGACGGAUCCUUUCGAUAUUGUCGAGUAUGGCGAGUUUCCUGGAGGAGCGCGUAUUUGGACUCCACUUAGUCAGCACCUGAGGGCCCAUGGCAUCGUAUUACACUUGCCCCCAGAUAAUGACAGUAUCAACUGGGAUGAAGAAUAUCCGACCACCAACGGUAUCCUAUAAAGCAGGACGUGAAGGCACUACUGUAUUGAUUAAUGAAAUAAGCGGGACAAUUAAUUCCACAAACAGUUAGAUAAUUGGGGUAGAUUUUAAUAUGUUAUUUUUUUCAUUUCUUGCUUUGGUUAUACAUAGCAAUAUUUCG